This is a messenger RNA of Hordeum vulgare subsp. vulgare (domesticated barley), 2432 nucleotides long. RefSeq names its product transcription factor TGAL4-like. NCBI's taxonomy places the organism in Eukaryota, Viridiplantae, Streptophyta, Magnoliopsida, Poales, Poaceae. Bases 16 to 2169 code for a protein of 717 amino acids. The record is from RefSeq and is a predicted model, not a curated record. Gene Ontology annotation, biological process: DNA-templated transcription; regulation of DNA-templated transcription. The transcript has 13 exons. Gene Ontology annotation, molecular function: sequence-specific DNA binding; DNA-binding transcription factor activity.
GGCAGCCAAUGAGAGAUGGCAGUCAGUUCCGAUGCGAUAAGAGUGCAGUCAGGGUGGCUUCUUGACAAAAGCCCUUCAAGUCAAGACAAGACCCCCCUACUUCCUUCUUCCUCUUCUCUCUUUCUUCUCCCUCUUUCUCUCUUCACAUUUCACACACAGAGGGAAGAGAGGGAGAGACCAAAGCAGAUUAAAGCAGGCAAGAAGGGACAAGCAGAUCCCCGGCCCUCUCAGCUCAGCUGUGGGAUUAGCAGCAGAGUACACACGCGCGCGCCCCACAAGGCGAAAGAGAGCGUCUGUCAGUCAGAUGCAUCAAGACAAGAAGUUGCAGGGUGCGUGAAGAGCAAGAACACAGGACAGGAGAAAGAAAGAAAGAAAGAAACGGUCAAGCCUGCUAGCUGCUGCUGCCUCUGCUCAACCCGGGCCGUCUCUCUCUUUUGUGCUGUAAAAGGAAACGCAGUGCAUGCCCUGAAACCAAGCAGCCAGGAGCGCAAGGAGCUUCUCUACUGGGAGUGGGAGAUCGAGGCAGCAAGAGUUUUGGCUUGGAGGUCCAUCAUGGAGGAGGCGAGCAGCAGUUCGGGCCAUCCGAGGCACAGGGGUCCUCCUCCUCCUCCUCACCAUGUUCUCGGAUAUGGCGGCUUCCAUGCCGCCAUGGCCGUGCCAACCAACUCCAUGCCUCCCGCAACCUUCUUCAGCGAGCAAGACGGAGGAGGAGGCGCCUACUUCGGGGAGCUGGAGGAGGCCCUCAUGCACCAGGUCGCCACGCUCAGCAGCGGCGGCAGGAGGAUUUCCCAUUCCCAUUCCCAUUCCCAACAGCAAACUGCAACGGCCACCUCCACGGCUCAACCUCAUCACCAUCACCACCACCAUGGACACAACCACGCCAUGCCCUUCCCCAGUACUGUGGCUGAUACUGCUACAGCGGCAGCGGCAGAGGCAGCAGCUAGGCCGCCUCCUACGCUGGACAUCUUCCCCUCCUGGCCGCUCGCUCUCCAUCACCACCACCACACACCCAAGGAGGGUUCAAACGUGACGGCAGACAGCACGGACUCAGAGAGCAGCAGCAAGAACAACAUCAACAUGGACUCAUCAGAUCAUCAUCAUCAUCAGCAGCAGCAAGGGAUGGCAGGAUUGGUGACCGUGGCAGCCCAGUUCCAUCAGAUUUCACAGCAGCAGCACCACCAGCAGCAGAAGAUGGCAACCAGUUCCACUCACAGUGACAGGACUGGCAAAGCGCUUGAUCCAAAGCAGACGACGAGGAGGCUAGCACAGAAUCGAGAGGCUGCGAGAAAAAGCAGGCUGCGGAAGAAGGCUUACAUUCAGCAGCUUGAGAGUGGCAAGCUCAAGCUUGCUCAACUGGAACAGGAUCUCCAGCGGGCUCGUUCUCAGGGACUCUUGGUUGGAGGAGCUCCAAGUGGAAACUCCAGCCCUGGUGCUGCCAUGUUCGAUGUCGAGUACAACAGGUGGCUGGAUGACGACAGCAGGCGCAUGAUUGAGCUCCGGGGAGGCCUGCACGCGCACUUGCCGGAUGGUGACCUCAGGGCCAUCAUCGACGACACCUUGACCCACUACGAUGAACUCUUCCGCCUCAAGAGUGCUGCUGCCAGGGCGGACGUCUUCCAUCUCAUCACCGGAAUGUGGGCGACCCCAGCCGAGCGCUGCUUCCUUUGGAUGGGCGGAUUUCGGCCCUCUGAUCUGCUCAAGACACUGGCACCUCAGCUUGAUCCCUUGACUGAACAGCAAAUGGUUGGCAUCUGCAGCCUUGAGCAGUCAUUGCAGCAGGCAGAAGAAGCUCUCACCCAGGGCCUGGAGCAGCUCCAUCAGUCAUUGGCAGUCACUGUGGCAGGCAGCGGGUCUCUUAGCGAUGAUACCAACAUGGGGAGCUUCAUGGGUGACAUGGCAGUUGCUCUUGGCAAGCUGGCCAACCUGGAAGGUUUUGUCAUACAGGCUGAUAACUUGAGGCAGCAGACUCUUCAUCAGAUGCACAGGAUUCUGACAGUUAGGCAGGCAGCUCGAUGUUUCCUGGCUAUUGGCGAGUACCACAACCGCCUCCGUGCCCUAAGCUCCCUCUGGGCUUCUCGCCCUCGAGAGAUACUGAUGACAGAUGAAGGCAAUUGCGGAGAGCUAAGCAUUGCAGCACAUCCAUCUGAAAGCCAAUAUUCUGCCUUCUGAUUCAAAUGUAUUUUGGAACUAACCUUCAAAGUAGGAGCAUAAUCGAAACAACUGGGAAGAAAUUUUUUUGGAUGUAAUGUAGCAGAUAUGUGAGAAACAGAGAGCUGGGAAACAAAGGAAGCUCCAGAAAUGGGAGAACUUGUCAGAACGCGUAGAACUGUCAUCAGAUUUUUCUUGAGUCAAAUGGUUUAAUGUAUCCUGGAGUGGGAACAAAUGAAGGAAGCCCAGAAUUCAUUAUUGAAACAGUACUUCAAUUUGUGUUA